Messenger RNA from Folsomia candida, 2085 nucleotides. RefSeq names its product histone acetyltransferase KAT8. Bases 356 to 1933 code for a protein of 525 amino acids. The transcript is spliced from 7 exons. Gene Ontology annotation, biological process: regulation of DNA-templated transcription. Gene Ontology annotation, molecular function: histone acetyltransferase activity. NCBI's taxonomy places the organism in Eukaryota, Metazoa, Arthropoda, Collembola, Entomobryomorpha, Isotomidae. The record is from RefSeq and is a predicted model, not a curated record.
UCUGUUCAACUUGUCCUUUAAACAGACAACAAACGAAAAGCUAACAAAUUAGAAUUGAAACACAAAUUUCAAUAAUUUUCACAAACACGAAACGCCUAUCAUAAUUCAUAAUAAUUUGGAUUAUUCAUUCCAAUUCUAAACUACACAAACACAUAUUGUACCCAAAUUUUAAGUUCUAUUGCGAUUCUCACACUUCUUCGUAAGCACUAUAUUUAUAAUUUUCUGCCAAAUCUUGUCACGGCUGUGGUAUUGAUUUUACCGUGUGUUAAUGAUACAAGUUCCAAGCCUAUAGAUUACCAGCACAGCAGUACAGCACCACAUAGUUUACAUCUAAAAGGAUAGGAAGAGGUUCAGGAUGGUCUUAGAUUCGAUCAAGAAGGACGGAGAAGAUAAGGAAAACUUGUAUGAUGAUGAUGACGACGACGACUCGUCCGACGAUGGUUCAAAGCAAGGUGAUGACGAAAUGAGUGAAGAUGAUGACGAAUCCAACGAUGAUGAUGUCGAUACAGAUCACUCAACAUCGAGGGCAGGACCUUCACCCACGCGACAUCGCUUCCUUCAUAACGGCACCAAUGGCAUGGCUUCUUCUUCGAGCUGUGGGGAGUUUUUGGAGCUCUCAACAGCAAUUGACAACUCUGAUGCUAAUGGCACAGAUCUUGACGAUGAUAUCAAUAAGUUGGGCCCAGAACUUGAAGUCGGGGUCCAGUAUCUGGUGAAGCGAGCGGAUAAUAAUUGGUACCCUGCCGAAGUCAUUCACAGAAGGCCACAUGAAGACGAUGCAUCUAAUGAGUUCGAGUACUAUAUUCACUAUGAAAAUUUUAAUCGAAGAUUGGACGAGUGGGUUACUCGUGACCGUAUCAUGAAUUCCAAGUUUGCAAUUAAACGACAUGCAAGUGUAGGAACAGGCACACCAACGUUACCAGCAGAAAGCGCUGGGCCUUGUAUAAGUGGACCCUCUGCAGAACCAAGAAAGGUCACACGAAACCAAAAAAGAAAACAUGACGAGAUAAAUCAUGUACAAAAGGCAAUCGAUGAAAUGGACCCAACUACGGCAGCCCUAGAACGAGAACACGAAGCUAUCACUAAAGUGAAGUACAUUGAUAAAAUUCAGAUAGGAAAUUACGAAGUGGACACUUGGUACUUUUCGCCAUACCCAGAAGAGUAUGGAAGAGUUAAAAAAUUGUGGAUAUGCCAAUACUGCUUGACUUACAUGCAGUACGAAAGCACAUUUCGUUGGCAUUUCGAUGAAUGCACAAAACUACAACCGCCAGGAAAAGAAAUUUAUAGAAAAGGAACGAUCUCGAUAUGGGAAGUUGACGGAAAAGAUCAAAAAUUAUACUGUCAGAAUAUAUGUUUGUUGGCAAAACUGUUUUUAGAUCACAAAACACUAUACUUUGACGUUGAACCUUUCCUAUUUUAUUUGAUGUGUGAAACUAAUCAAAACGGAUCGUAUCUUGUGGGUUAUUUUUCAAAAGAGAAAGAAAGCCCGGAUGGGAACAAUGUUGCGUGCAUUCUAACCCUACCUCCAUUUCAAAGAAAAGGCUAUGGAAAACUGCUUAUUGCGUUUAGCUAUGAAUUGUCAAAAAUUGAAAACGCGAUUGGAUCACCAGAAAAACCUUUGUCUGAUUUAGGGAAAUUGUCCUAUCGAUCUUAUUGGAGUUGGGUGUUGCUGGAAAUCCUUCGAGACUUUCGUGGCGUCCUCUCAAUUAAAGAUUUAUCCAAUAUGACAUCAAUCGCUCAAACAGAUAUAAUCUCAACUCUUCAGGCAUUGAACAUGGUCAAAUACUGGAAGGGCCAGCAUGUCAUUUGUGUUACUCCGAAACUUGUUGAAGAACAUCUCAAAGCUUCUCAAUGGAAACGACCACGACUCACAGUGGAUCCAUCACGUCUUAAAUGGUCCCCACCCAAGAAAUCUUCCAGCAGAAAGAAGUAGAGGGAGGAGACGGCACGAAUCUGAUCUAUUCAGAAUUCAACCCGUUAUUUUGAAUAAAUUGAAGCUGCUUGUUUACUAAUAUGUUGCUUUUUUUAACUUUAAUUAAAUGAUACUGAAUAAAGUUAUUGUACUAUAUCACUUUAUUCUACAUA